Molecule: messenger RNA, 1593 nt
Organism: Punica granatum (pomegranate)
Lineage: Eukaryota; Viridiplantae; Streptophyta; Magnoliopsida; Myrtales; Lythraceae
Source: RefSeq, a predicted model, not a curated record
CCCGAACAAGCACUCGCUGAUUUGUCCUGCCGCCACCUCACGCUUUCUCGCGCGCUCUCUCUGAACGUCUGUCCCAUUUCUCUAUGUAUUCGAUCAGCAGCAGCAGCAGCACUUAUCAUCUAAAGUUCUAAACCCUAGCACGCACUCCGCUGUCGUCUCCGGCGCCUUUUCCGAUCACUUGCUUCGCAUUUCCGGCCGCUGAACGAUGUCCGACGAAGAGCGGGAGGAGAAGGAGUUGGAUCUCACUUCCCCUGAUGUCGUCACUAAGUACAAGAGCGCUGCUGAGAUUCUCAACAAGGCUCUGCAGCUAGUAGUUUCAGAAUGCAAGCCGAAGGCAAAGAUGGUCGACCUUUGCGAGAAGGGGGAUUCUUUUAUUAGGGAGCAAACAGGCAAUACGUACAAGAAUGUCAAGAGAAAGAUUGAAAGAGGAGUUGCAUUUCCUACUUGCAUUUCGGUUAACAACACUGUCUGUCACUAUUCUCCACUAGCUAGUGAUGAGUCUGUUUUGAAAGAAGGUGAUAUCGUGAAGAUUGAUAUGGGUUGUCAUAUUGAUGGGUUCAUUGCUAUUGUUGCACACACCCAUGUUCUGCAAGAAGGUCCUGUCACUGGUAGAGCAGCAGAUGUUAUUGCUGCAGCAAAUACUGCAGCUGAAGUUGCUUUGAGGCUCGUAAGACCUGGGAAGAAGAAUAAAGAUGUAGCAGAAGCAAUUCAGAAGGUGGCUGCUGCUUAUGACUGCAAAAUUGUUGAAGGCGUUCUGAGCCACCAGCUGAAGCAGUUUGUCAUUGAUGGCAACAAGGUCAUCCUAAGUGUCUCCAACCCAGACACAAGAGUUGACGAAGCAGAGUUUGAGGAGAAUGAGGUCUACGCAGUUGAUAUUGUUACAAGCACUGGAGAAGGAAAGCCUAAGCUGUUGGAUGAGAAGCAGACGACUAUUUACAAGAGGGCUGUGGACAGGAACUAUCACUUGAAAAUGAAGGCAUCUCGAUUUAUCUUCAGUGAGAUUAGUCAGAAAUUCCCUAUCAUGCCCUUUACGGCGAGGGCUCUGGAAGAGAAGAGGGCAAGGCUUGGACUUGUUGAAUGUGUGAAUCACGAUCUCUUGCAGCCAUAUCCCGUACUUCACGAGAAGCCUGGCGAUCUGGUUGCCCAUAUCAAGUUCACAGUCUUGCUAAUGCCGAAUGGAUCCGAUAGGAUCACAUCCCAUCCUCUGCAGGAGCUGCAGCCAACGAAGACAAUCGAUGACCCUGUGAUCAAGGCCUGGUUGGCACUGGGCACAAAGACGAAGAAGAAGGGUGGAGGGAAAAAGAAGAAAGGCAAGAAAGGCGAGAAGGCUGAUUCUGCAGAUGCAGAGCCCAUGGAUGCAUCGACGAAUGGCGCAGCUGCAUCGGAAGAAUGAUCGCCCUCCUCUCUCUUUUCCCCUCUUCUCCAAAUUUUGGUGCUUACCAGAUCUGUAUGUGGGUUGACUGUGAAUCUUCCGUUUGGGAUAGUGUUUAAUUGAUUAUCCUGUGAGUUUCUGAGAUUCUUAGUUUCACUCUCUGGGAAAGUCUCUUCAAAUUAUAUGAUAAGAGUUAAAUUUCCGGGCUAGUCUUAUUUCGA